AAAUAUCGGAAUACUUUCAUUUUCGUUUCAGCAUUCCGAGUUUUCUUUGUUUUGCGAUUUUGAGUAAACAGUGAAAAAUGCGACGGAAAACAUGCAUAGUUUGGAAUUAUUUCACGGCUGUCAGUGCUCAGGAUGCCUUUUGUAAGAUAUGUGGCAGGAAUGUUCGAUACCAUCGCUCUAACACGAACCUCAGGAGUCACCUAAGGGUAUGGCACCGUAAGAUUUGGUGUGAAAUGUCAGAUGAAAUGAAGAAUCAGUCCUCAAGAUAUAACUCGGUGUCAAAUGAGGAUGAUGAUGGAGACUUCCAGCAAAUGGAUAAUUUCAAUCCUGACUCCAUGACACCUUACACAAGCCUUCCAACUGUCGUGGAUGACCUGAACAUAAAUAAUGUCAGCUCCACGGAGUUCCGCAACCUUUCUCAAGAAGAAGAAGACCAUGAGCAACGGCAGCAACUCUCACCACACCCUCAUUCAUCAAUUCAACCCAAACCAACCCUUGGUAAAACUCCAUUACAGUCAGCAGAUGUGACUAAAGACAUUUACAUUCUACCAAAUUCCUCAAUUAGUGUAUCGAAUUCUUUGAUAACAGAAAAUAUAAACCUAUUGAACAGUUCAGACAGAACUAGCAUUCACCAGUUCCAUCAAAAGCCCGGAGAAGAACUUGGAGAAACAGAUCGAACACAGGACAGUGGUGUGAUAAGUAUAGAUGAUUGUGAUAUGAUAGAAUCAAAAGAUAUCAUUGCUGCCCAGAUUGAACUCCUGCACCCUUCACAGUUUGCAGUAAAUAAUGAAAAUUGCCACACCAGGAAUGGUGACAAUGAGAAAAACAUUCACGCCAAUCUUCUGCCAGACCUAGAAAUCUCCAACACAAUUUCCCACAGUUCCAGCAACUCUAUAAAAACGAACAGCAUCACCAAAUCUACUGAUGGUGAAAUUGAUUCUAUUGCUGAAUACUUCAAAAUCUGUGAUAACAGUACGCGACAGACCUUCCUUGAUGUAAUGCGAAACGACAGAGAUCAACAUGCAUUGGCUCUGGACAGCAUGAGUAGUGAGCUAAAAUCUGUGUCUAGUUUAUUGCAAGAAGUGCGGCAGAAGCAACAGAGGAAAAAAGACCGACUAGAAGAGUUACUUUCCGAAGUCAGUCAGGUACAAGCAGACUAUACUCUUCUAGAACAACGGAACACAGAACUAACGCAACAGGAGGCACAGCUUCAGGAUAAGCUAAAACAGUACAGCAAGAAAGUCUCGCUUUGUGACUCUGCUUUGAAUGCCAUGACAAAUGGCAAAGAACUUCAAAUGUCAGUAAAAUGACUUUAGCAGGAGAGAGAGAGAGUAGAGAACAUAAUUUUUGUGUUCUUUUCCAGAAUAUCUGAUAAACUUUGAAAUUUGUCACCACUA
This is a messenger RNA of Octopus sinensis (East Asian common octopus), 1397 nucleotides long. RefSeq lists its product as uncharacterized. The coding region runs from base 78 to 1310 and encodes 410 amino acids. Gene Ontology annotation, molecular function: DNA binding. The transcript has 7 exons. NCBI's taxonomy places the organism in Eukaryota, Metazoa, Mollusca, Cephalopoda, Octopoda, Octopodidae. The record is from RefSeq and is a predicted model, not a curated record.